Messenger RNA from Penicillium verhagenii, 987 nucleotides. RefSeq names its product HMG-box domain-containing protein. Gene Ontology annotation, biological process: anatomical structure morphogenesis; negative regulation of transcription by RNA polymerase II; cell differentiation. The transcript is spliced from 3 exons. Bases 1 to 987 code for a protein of 328 amino acids. Lineage: Eukaryota; Fungi; Ascomycota; Eurotiomycetes; Eurotiales; Aspergillaceae. The record is from RefSeq and is a predicted model, not a curated record. Gene Ontology annotation, molecular function: DNA-binding transcription factor activity, RNA polymerase II-specific; RNA polymerase II cis-regulatory region sequence-specific DNA binding.
AUGGCCAGCUUCCCUUUUGCUUUUGACAGGACGGUCAACGUCCCUCAAGCUCGUGCUUUUUACACGGCCGCCACCGAGGCCGACAAAAUCACUGAAGCUAUCUGGCAUGAUUCUGCCGCAAAUGGUGCGCUCUAUGGCUCUAACCUCGCAGUCUUUGUCCCGUUCAACCUUGCUGCCAAGAUUGGCGAUGACAAUAUGACCAAGUUAGCCAACCGGCUCUCGGUUUUGAUCAGCGUGGCUGUUCAUGUGGUCAAAGAUGAGAGCAUUAGUGCCUUUCGCAUCUGCCCGGUCCCUGAAGUUAACCCAAAUGAUAUCGGCUUUGAGCACUACAGUCAAGUUGCUGUGAAAGUCAAAGACGCCCUGAAGAAUGGCCAGAUUACUGCUCCUGGGAAGAAGGAGAAGGCCAAGCAUGUACCUCGACCUCCUAAUGCUUGGAUUCUUUACCGCCAGAAUCACCAUGCAGUCACCACAUCUCUUUACCCCGAUCUCCCAAAUACUGAAAUAUCAAAGAUCAUUGCAAAUCAAUGGAAAAACGAGCCAUCAAACACUCGCCAGAUGUGGCAAAACAUGGCAAACCGUGCUAAAGCUCAACAUGCCUUGGAAAAUCCAUCCUAUCGGUACACUCCGCGUCGUCCUGGCGAAAAGAUGACCCGUCGAACCCGCCUCCCUAUUUCGGCUGUUAGUGAUAUCGCACGUACCAGGAGGGGCUUCCAGCGCCUUGAAGAUGCCAAAACUGGGGGAGGAACCAAUCCACAUGACUCCCACAACCAGCUUGAUGUUGAUCAAGAGCUCAUUGAAAUGAUCAACGGUAAUAGCAUGAUGCAUGGCCCGGAUGGAAUUUUGAACGACUAUCCCCUUUCCAAUGAUUUUGCGGACAUGAUUGACGCCCAGAUUAACCGCCUCCCAAUUGAGCCAGCAAAUCCAGACGUUGAAGAAGAGUCUCCUUUUUCUCAGGCGGAAAUGGACGCUUUUUUGAACCUUCAUUAG